This is a messenger RNA of Brenthis ino (lesser marbled fritillary), 501 nucleotides long. The record is from the annotation of a GenBank genome assembly. NCBI's taxonomy places the organism in Eukaryota, Metazoa, Arthropoda, Insecta, Lepidoptera, Nymphalidae.
AUGGUGGCAGACGAAGCACAAACUUCCUCAGUCCGACAGCCCGAUUCUGAAAGGAACCAACAACUCAAAAUGGCGCCUCCGGGAACAUUUAGUUUCGUGCCAGCAGAGUGGCCGAAGUAUAUAACUAGAUUCAAAAGGUAUAUGAGCGUAUCGGGAAAUGAAGAAUUAAGUGAUAAAAGUAAAAUAGAUUUUCUGUUAUACUCGAUGGGAGAUAAGGCAGAAGACAUAAUUAUUCAAUUUGAUAAAAAUUUAACUUAUACAGAGUUACUUCAGAGUUUUGACAAAUUUUUCUUUCCCAAGAAGAAUGUAAUUUACGAAAGAUUCAAAUUUAACUCAAGGGUACAAAAGGAAGGGGAAGAUUUUGAUCAAUUUGUCACGGAUUUGCAUAAGUUAGCAGAGGGAUGCGAGUAUAACUUGUUAAAAGAAGAACUUAUACGAGAUAGAGUAGUGAUUGGCAUAAGGGAUAGAAAUAUAAGUGACAGGAUGCUCUUAAAAAUGACU